Messenger RNA from Megalobrama amblycephala (Wuchang bream), 1073 nucleotides. Its product is annotated as H-2 class II histocompatibility antigen, A-Q alpha chain-like. Gene Ontology annotation, molecular function: MHC class II protein complex binding. Bases 78 to 788 code for a protein of 236 amino acids. Gene Ontology annotation, biological process: peptide antigen assembly with MHC class II protein complex; antigen processing and presentation of exogenous peptide antigen via MHC class II; immune response. The transcript has 4 exons. NCBI's taxonomy places the organism in Eukaryota, Metazoa, Chordata, Actinopteri, Cypriniformes, Xenocyprididae. The record is from RefSeq and is a predicted model, not a curated record. Gene Ontology annotation, cellular component: membrane; MHC class II protein complex.
UAACAGAGAGGAAUUGCCUGCUUUUUUCUCCUCUGUUAAAUAUUUCUCUGAUGUUUGUUUGAGUCUCAUUUAUCAAGAUGGAGCUGUUCAUAACCAUUCUCACCCUUACUGUUGUUCUCUCAACUGAUGCUGAAUUUGAACAUGAAGGUUACGAGUUUUACGUAUGCUCUGAUACAUUAGAAGAAGAUAUAAUCGGAUAUGAUGGAGAUGAGGCGUGGCAUGCCGACUUCACACUGAAGAGAGGAGUAUACACAAUCCCUGAUUUUACAGGACCUGUAACGUUUCCUGGACUUUAUGCAUUGGCUGCUGAUAAUAUGAUCGGAUGCAAAGUGGACUUACCAGGUUUCAGUGCAGAUGCCAAGAGCAUACCACUAGUGAUGGAAACACCCCAGACUUCCAUCUAUCCAAAGGAUAUUGUAAAGCUGGGUGUUCAAAACACCCUCAUCUGUCAUAUGACCGGCUUCUAUCCUCCGUCUGUCAGCAUCUCAUGGACUAAAAAUAAUGUGAAUGUGACUGAGGGCAUGAGUUUAAGCCGAUACCGUCCAAGGACAGAUGGUACCUUCAACAUCUUUUCCACUCUUAAGUUUACACCUACUGAAGGAGACAUUUACAGCUGCACGGUGAGCCACAUGGCCCUCCAGGGUCAACCUCAGACCAAAAUAUGGGAUGUCAAUGUUGCCCUCCCAAAUGUUGGUCCAGCAGUGUUCUGUGGAGUGGGUCUCACUCUUGGACUGUUGGGAGUCGCUGUUGGAACUUUCUUCCUCAUUAAAGGAAAAAACUGCAACUGACUAUGGAGCUAUGAAAGCAAACUUUGAAAAUAUCUAUUCAUGAUAUUCAAUAUAUUGUAACUGCAAUUUGAAAACAAAGCUAAAUUUCACUUGAGUGUCAUUCUACAUGACAUAUAACAUAGUUGAGGUUAAAGACAUAUGCAUCUGGAUUAAAUCUGUAGCAUUUUAUUGUCCUUCAAAUAUCAAAACAUAAUCAACUUUGAUUUCUAUGUAACACUAAACAUGCUUAUAUUAAAGAUCUACAAGCCUUUAAUUAAAUGAAAAAAUAAAAAUAUUUUUAUUGCA